AAAAUAUGCCAGCUGGAGCCCGAGGGCCGCGUGAGGGUGGACCUGGUGCUGCAGGCGGCGGAAGCCCUGCUGGCCUGCUGCCCCGGGGACCAGAGGCCCCAGAUCCUGGCCCAGCUGAAGGACGUCAAGACCCAGUGGGAGGAGACGGUCACCUACAUGACUCAUUGUCACAGCCGCAUCGAGUGGGUGUGGCUGCACUGGAGCGAGUACCUGCUGGCCCGGGACGAGUUCUGCCGCUGGUUCCAGAAGAUGCUGGUGGCGCUGGAGCCCCCCGCCGAGCUGCAGCUGGGCCUGAAGGAGAAGCAGUGGCAGCUGGGCCAUGCCCGGGUGCUGCUGCACCACGUGGACAGCCAAGCCGUGCUGCUGGACCGGCUGCUGGAGGAGGCCGCCGGCCUCUUCGGCCGGAUCGGGGACCCCAGUGUGGACGAGGCCGCCCAGCAGAAGAUGCAGGCCCAGUACGGCGCCGUGAAGGCCCUCCCGCAGGACCGGGUAGACCUGCUGGAGCGGGUGACCCGGGAGCACGAGGAGUACCAGGCGGGCAUGGACGAGUUCCAGCAGUGGCUGAAGGCCUUGGUGGAGAAGCUGGAUGGCUGCCUGGGGCGAGGCUGCCCGCUGCCCACCUCGCCCCGCCUCUUGGCACUGCAGGACAUCACCAAGGACCUCCCCAGGGGCGAGGAGUCUCUGAGGAGGCUGGAAGAGGAGGCCGCCGGGGUCAUUCGGAACACCUCUCCCCUGGGGGCCGAGAAGAUCACCCGGGAGCUGGAGGAGAUGAGGAAGGUUCUGGAGAAGCUGUGUCACCUCCGGGAGGAGGAGGAGCAGCGUCUGCAGGACCUGGUCCGGUCCAGGGGAGCCUGGGAGCAGCAGGCCCAGUGGCUGGAGGCGGAGGUUGGCACCUUCAAGGGUGGCCUCCAGACGCUGGCGCAGGAGGGCCCGGAGCCCGCGGCAGAGGCAGGGACCGAGGAUGAGCUGGUGGCCCGCUGGAGACGCUACUCGGCCACGCGGGCAUCGCUGGCCUCGGAGGAGCCCCGAGUGGACCGGCUGCAGGCGCAGCUGAAGGAGCUCAUCGCCUGCUCCCACGACCCCCGAGACCUGCAGCCACUCUCCGACAGCGUCGUUGCCGCCGUCCAGGAGUAUCAGAGCCUGAAAGGGAAGAGCACCCGGCAGUGCAGUGCCACGGGGGUGGAGCUGUGGCAGCGUUUCCAGCGGCCUCUGCGGGACCUGCAGCUGUGGCGGGCGCUGGCCCAGCGGCUCCUGGAAGUCACCGCCAGCCUGCCAGACCUGCCCUCGCUCCACACCUUCCUGCCCCAGAUCGAGGCCGCCCUGACGGAGAGCGGUCGCCUGAAAGAGCGCCUGACGGUGCUGCAGCUGAACAGAGACCUGCUGGUCAGCGUCUUGGGCCCGGAGAGAGCCGCGACGCUCCUGGAACAGGUGGCGGCAUCCGCGAGGGACAGAGACCUGCUGCACAAUGGCCUCCUGCAGAGGAAGAGCAAGCUGCAGAGUUGGCUCGCUCAGCACAAAGACUUUGGCGCGGCCUCUGAGCCCCUGCGGAGAAAACUCCUGGACCUCCAAGUCAGAGUCCAGGCCGAGAAGGGACUUCAGCAGGACCUCCCUGGGAAACAGGCCCAGCUCUUGAGGCUGCAGGAGCUGCAGGAGGAGGGGCUGGACCUGGGGGCCCAGCUGGAGGCUGUGCGGCCUCUCGUCCAGGGGAAUCCCAACCACCAGCACAAAAUGGACCAGCUCUCCUCCGACGUCCAGGCCCUGCAGAGGUCUCUGGAGGACCUCGUGGACAGGUGCCAGCAGGGCGUGCAAGAGCACUGCGCCUUCAGCCACCAGCUGCUGGAGCUGCGGCAGUGGGUCACCGUGGCCACGCAGAAGCUGGAGGCACAGUGGGAAGCCGUGGACCCGGGCAACCUCACAUCCCGGGAGGCCGAGGUCAAGAGGCUGGUGGCGGACUUCCCGGAGAAGGAGGCCCAGCUGCCUCUGCUGGAAGCCCACGGCCAGCGGGUGAUGGAGAAGUCCUCUCCGGAGGGGGCCGCGGCGGUGCAGAGGGCGCUCCGGGAGCUGCUGGAGGCGUGGCGGGCUCUGAGGCUUUUGGAGGACAGCCUGCAGAGCCUCAUCAGAAACUGGCAGCUGCAGAGGACGGAAGAGGAUUCGGGGAAGAAGAUGGUUUUCACCAAUAACAUCCCCAAGUUUGGGUUUGUCAUCAACCCCGCAGAUCCUCUUCCCAGACCCCGGCAGCGGGUGAAUCUGCUCCAGGAAGAAGGAGGCCGUGAGGAUUUCUCCCAGCGCCUGAGGAACUUUAAGCUCUGGUUGCAGGUGGAAAACUCCAAGCUGGUUAGAAACAUUGCAAGGAGAAGCGCCACCGCCACAGACCUGAAGACCAGAGAAUCCAAGCUGCAGGUGUGUUCCCAAGGGAAGAUCCCUCGCCCGGAGGGCUUGCCCCCACAGCCUGCUCUUCAUACGGAGCUCGGCCAUUACCACCGCUGGGGCAUCGCAGCGGACUGGACAGCCACUGCAGGGCAGACACCACCGCCGCCACCGCUGCCGCCGCCAGUACCACAUCGCACCACCCGGGCCGGAGGCGAUCCACGACUUCAGUCCUUGAAGCCCCUUCAGGGAAGAUCUGCUGGCAUCGCUGCCACCUCUCCUGUGACCAAGACGUCCUGCCGGCUGUGA
This is a messenger RNA of Carlito syrichta (Philippine tarsier), 2676 nucleotides long. RefSeq names its product spectrin repeat containing nuclear envelope family member 3 (gene SYNE3). Gene Ontology annotation, molecular function: actin filament binding. The record is from RefSeq and is a predicted model, not a curated record. The transcript is spliced from 14 exons. The annotation marks the transcript as partial. Lineage: Eukaryota; Metazoa; Chordata; Mammalia; Primates; Tarsiidae. Gene Ontology annotation, biological process: nuclear migration. Gene Ontology annotation, cellular component: meiotic nuclear membrane microtubule tethering complex; cytoplasm; nuclear outer membrane.